CUCAUCUCUCUGCCGCAGUGGCUAGGGUUUUUUUCUUUCACCCAAUUGUCCAAUUUCUCUGACUUUUCUCUUCACACUCUUGUUUUGCUCACUCUCGCUCCCAAACUCAUCAUUCCCCGAAAUCUGUAUCUGUUUCUCUAUAUCAUAAUCGGCGGUUCUUCAUGGAUUGCAGUAAUUUCUGAGAGUUUCGUGUUGGGGGGAUUUUGCUCUAACUUGUAGCUCGUCGUCUGGGUGUGAGUUGCAGUUCUUGGUUGAGCGAAUAUGGCAACUAUGAACCCUUUUGAUCUCUUGGUCGACGACGACAACGAGGACCCUAAUCAGCUCGCUUCUGCUCAGCGGUCUGCGCCGUCGCCGCCGUCUAAGAAAGCCCCUGCUCUGGCUCAGCCCGCCAAACCGGCGGCUAAGCUUCCUUCCAAGCCGCUUCCUCCGGCUCAGGCUGUGAGGGAGGCAAGGAACGAAAAUAGCCGUGGUCGCGGAGGUGGACGUGGAUUUGGACGAGGACGUGGUGGCGGUGGUGGAUUUAAUAGGGACUCAGCGAAUAAUGAAAGCAAUGCACCAGGUGGCAAGAACGGAUUCUCUGAUCGUUAUCUGCCUCCUGAGGAAGGUGAAAAGGGUGAAAAGCGUGGGUAUGGUGGUCCUCGUGGCUCUUUCCGAGGUCCUCGUCGUGGUGGCUUCAGCAAUGGGGAAGCAGAAGAAGGGGAACAUCCCCGAAGAAUGUUUGAUCGUCGCAGUGGAACUGGACGUGGAAAUGAGUUUAAGCGUGAUGGGGGUGGUCGUAGGAACUGGGGAGCUCCUGGUGAUGAAAUUGCCCCGGAUGUGGAAGAGCCUGUUGCUGAAAAUGAGAAGAAUGUUGCUCCGGAGCAACAAUUGGGAGAGGAUGUGGUGAAUGAUGAGAACAAAGAGGAUGCUGCAAAGGAGCCAGAAGAGAAGGAGCCCGAGGAUAAGGAGAUGACCCUCAAAGAGUAUGAGAAGCUCCGUGAAGAGAACAGGAAACUUUUGGCAAAGACUGAGGUGAGGAAGGCUGAGGUGGAUGAGGAGUUAGAGAACAUGCAGCAGCUUUCUUGCAAGAAAAGCAAUGAUGAAAUAUUUGCCAAAUUGGGUGGUGAUAAGGAUAAGCGCAAAGAUAAUGCUGACAAGGAAGAGAAAGCUAAGAAAUCUGUGACCAUAACUGAGUUCCUAAAGCCUGCUGAGGGUGAGAGGUACUAUAACCCUGGCGGUCGUGGUAGAGGCCGUGGGCGAGGAGGCUCAAGAGGUGGCUUCAACAAUGGUAGCAACAGAAUCAAUGUCUCAGCCCCCUCCAUUGAAGAUCCCGGGCAGUUCCCUUCAUUGAGUGCUAAGUGAGACUUUUACCACUAAAAACAUAUUUUGGCACUACAUUUUUAAGUUUUCUUGAGAUAUCAGAUCGGAAUUUUUGAGUUACAACUACCAACAGGAUUCUGAAACUCCCUCUAAUACUGCUAUGUAGUGUAAAUCUUGGAUGUUAUGUCUCGAACGUAAGUUAUGCAUCAAUUUUGAUUUUGUUGAAGGAUGUUUAUUAUUA
Momordica charantia (bitter melon) is the source of this 1540-nucleotide messenger RNA. RefSeq names its product Hyaluronan / mRNA binding family. Lineage: Eukaryota; Viridiplantae; Streptophyta; Magnoliopsida; Cucurbitales; Cucurbitaceae. Gene Ontology annotation, molecular function: mRNA binding. Gene Ontology annotation, cellular component: cytoplasm; nucleus. The record is from RefSeq and is a predicted model, not a curated record.